AUGAGGGAAAUUUUUGUUCUGGGGCACCAGCGCCACCGUCCGUCCCAGUAUACUUUAUAUAUAAGAUUGGAAGAUUAUUAAUAUAAUCUUAUGAAAAGCUUAUCAAUAAUAAAACUCAGGUUAUAACAUUGUCCUACUUACAUGUUAUUCAAUUCUCAGACUUUUCUAACUUAUUAUUCGAAAUAUCGCUCAUCAUAUCAUUCUCUCCAAUGGAAGGAUCUCGUGAGGAGGUUUCUCUAAAGGCUACAGUUAUUAAAUCGGAGACUACUAUUCCUGGUAUGAAUUAUGCAAUUGCUACUGAAAAUUACAAGUGUGACAAAUGUGAGUUUGAUACUAUUUAUUCUAGAGCUUAUCUAGAACAUAAAAGUGAAUAUCAUGGAGAAAAGCUCAAGAUCUACCACUGCCAUUAUUGUAAUUACUCAUCUGAAUAUGAACAUUCAUUGAAAAAGCAUAUGAGUAUAAAGCAUACAGACCUAAAAUAUAAUUAUACCUCAUCGUCAGAAACCGUCAAUAAUUUCAUUGGAAUUCCUCAUAAUAAUUUGAUGACCAAUAAUAAUAAUAAUAAUAUUAAACCUAACCAUAUUAAUAAAAAGAAGUUUAGCUGUACAUAUUGUGAAAAAUUUUCAACGAGUGAUAUUACCAAAAUUCGCAAACAUAUUCGAGGACAUCUUCAAAACAAAGGUGAUGGCUCUUGUAACUACAGUAGCUCGAACGAGACUGGAAAUGAAAGCUCUGUCACUCCAAAGAAAAGGCGAUCUCCGACGGAAUUUUCAACGUCCAACAAAAAAUUUUGUUCAAUAACUAGAAGAGCUGAAUUCGGAACUGUUUUACGGAAAAAACGUCGAAAAAGCUGUAAUAUAGAAAUUGGGAAAAAACCCAAUAAGAAGACUAAAAGGCGUAAUUCAAUUCAAUUUGGACCCAAAGAAGCAACAACUCAAAUUCACUGUAUGUAUUGCGAAUAUUCAAGUGUGAAUUGGUCUAAUUUUUUAUGUCAUAAGAGCAAUCAUCAACCAGGUCUAGGACAAUUCAAAUGCAUUGAAUGCUCAUUUAACAAUCCUAAGCAAUACGUAGUAAAAAGGCAUUACAAUACAUAUCACAAAUCAAAAGGUAUUCAGUUAGGACCAGAUUCAUCUGUCUGUAUAGUCAACGAGGAAGAUGUAAAUAAAAAGGAGGCAACGAAAGAUAUCAAUGAUGAGAAUCUGAAGAAAGAGGAAGAAGAAUCUUCACCUAAUAAAGAAGUUUCAAAUAACGAGCUACAUCAAAAUGAUGUAUUUAACUUUCAAAUGCAACUUUCUGAACCUGAGGAUGAGAAAAAAGUUAAUGAAAAAUCGAUUAAUAAUAUACGCCGGGACUUUUUUCGCUGCAAACUAUGCUAUAAAGUUAAAUUUGGUUGCUACUCUAAUGCCUUAAACCAUGUCAGAACGAAGCACAACAACAAUAAAAAUCUAAUCACAAAGCACGAGGACUUAAGUCCGAAAAAGCAAAAUCUUAACUGCCUAGAAUGUCCAUUUGUUGCUCGUACGGCUGUACAGCUCUCAAAACAUAAGGAACUGCACAAGAAAAUUCCAGGAUAUAUUAAAUGCAGAUAUUGCUCAUAUAACGUUAAAGUAAAAUAUGCUUUGUAUGUUCAUGAGCAACUUCACACGACAAGUGAUACGGAGCAGGAAGAAUCGAAUGAAGAUCAAGAAACUGAUGUAUAUCAAGAAAAUAAAGAUUCUGUUGAAAAGCUGGAUGAAGAUGAUAAAGUGGGUUAUUCUAAACAAUUCUCAGUGAGAUUAAGAGCAAAAGCUAGAACAAUUGGAAAAGUAACAAAAAUUGAAAAGCAAUAUUGCUCUAAUUGCCCUUUCUCAACCAUCGACGCAGAAGCUUUUGAAGAUCAUAUACUGCGUCAUGAAAACGAGCUUGCCUCUGAGUUUGAAUGUAGCGAUUGCUCAUAUGCAGGAAAAUCACGACAAGACCUGACGAAACAUUCGAAGCUUCAUGAGAAGGAGUUUAACGCAAACAAUGGUGAAUUUGCCUGUGAAAAGUGUCCUUACGCAACGAAAAUUCAAGAAAGAAUUAUUAGACACUGUUCGUUGCAUGGUGCGACGUCGUUACGAUAUGGAUGUCAAUUUUGCAGCUACUUCUCCGUCAAUAUUCAAUUUCUGAAGGAGCAUAGCAAAUUGCAUUCAAAGCCUUCAGAUCAUUUGGUAUAUACUCAUUCAAUAGAAGCUUUAAAGAAUGCCGCUAAGAGAGCUAUGAUAUACAAUAAAGAUGAUAAGAUGUUUCAUGACGAGCUACAGCUAUAUGAACAUAGUUCAGUCUAUAGCAGACCAACUACAGGUGUUUCUCAGGCAUGUACUCUAUGCCCUUAUAUAGCAAUUGAUUCAAGUGAUCUUGUUGAACACCAGAAAGGCCAUAGUUUGGAUACUACUUCACCUUUUAGAUGCUUCGACUGUAAUUUUGGUGCAACAACCAGAUCAAGUUUUCUAAAACAUGUCCUUUGUCAUUCCAUUUGUGAUGUUGAUCGUUUAUAUGACCUUUUGAUGCAGCAGGAAAUCUCGGGUAUAUCUAAACCUAUCCCACCCUUUAAAGCUUAUCAAAUGGGUAGAGCCGCAAUGGCACUUUCGGAAAAUCAUUCAAUGGAAGAUUGGAUUGUAGCAAUGAAAAAAUGUUAUUAG
Dimorphilus gyrociliatus is the source of this 2660-nucleotide messenger RNA. The record is from the annotation of a GenBank genome assembly. Lineage: Eukaryota; Metazoa; Annelida; Polychaeta; Dinophilidae.